Nylanderia fulva is the source of this 6745-nucleotide messenger RNA. RefSeq names its product WD repeat domain 81 (gene Wdr81). Gene Ontology annotation, cellular component: mitochondrion. NCBI's taxonomy places the organism in Eukaryota, Metazoa, Arthropoda, Insecta, Hymenoptera, Formicidae. The record is from RefSeq and is a predicted model, not a curated record. Gene Ontology annotation, biological process: aggrephagy. Gene Ontology annotation, molecular function: protein binding; phosphatidylinositol 3-kinase regulator activity.
UUCAUCGUCCCCCACUACGUAGUACGCGAAACGAGAGAGAAGAAGCAUAUUUCUCUUUCUGUCUCUCUCUCUCUUUCUCUCUCUGAAGAUGUUUUCGAAAAAUCGUUUUUUCAUCAAGAAUACAUAUGUGUAUCAUUUACAUGUGUAAAAAUAUUUUAUAAUAAUAACACACACACAUAUAUACAUAUAUUUAUAAAUUAAAGAAAAAUUAUCCGCGAUUGAGCAGUGAUUUUAUCAAUACAUAAUCGAAAAAAAGAUUUCUCAUUAUAGUUUGCAAAAUUUAUAGUGUUUUGAUUGGUUGAAAGCUUUAUCACUGAUGAGUGCUUUUUUAAGUGUGUAUACAACAUCUAUAUACUAUUCUAACUUUGUUUUUAAAGAUCAGCUGGCUUUGACAUUUAUGACGUUAACAAGAAUUUAAAUGCAAUGUGAGAAUAUGUAUCAUACCUUUUGCUAUUUUAAAUCAACAAAAUGAGAGAAAAGAUUGAUUGUUUGUUUAUGUGAUAAUAAAGUAUUGGAAUAAUUAUAUAAAACAAAAUGGAUAUAAUAAAGGAAUAUCUACUGGUGCCAGCAAAGUAUAUGAUAUUGACAGAUGGAAGAAUUUGCCUGACGGUUCACAGAAACUGGCUUUCUCGAUUUCUGACAGUCGGCCCAUUUACAUUUAUCUAUCACGAUCGACUAUCCAAUGAUGAGAUUGCCGCGCAACCUUCUCUCGAUGAAUUGGGUUGCGACUGGCUGAGAAUAUAUGCCAAAGUUUAUGUAAAACAAUACAAGAAUGCGAUUCCUUUGCCAAGAGGAAGACCUACUACUAGUACUAAGAACCAAGCGGAAUUAAUGUUUUCACAAUUGUUGCAUUAUGUAGCGGAGACUAAUUAUCGAAACCUAUGGAAAGAAACGUACAAGAAAUAUUACAACCCUUGGAACUUUGUCGAACAAAAGGAGCAGUCUAAUAUCACAGCUAAUGCAAAUGAUGUUACUAUUAUGCAUGAAGUAUUAAACAGGAUGUACGGCUGUACUUUGGUACAAGUACAACGUGGUGUGGUUCUAUCAGUAUCAAAUGGUACAUUAUCCGAAACACACUGCAAUCUCGUACCAAUUCAUUUUGUCGUAGAAACACCGUCUGCUUUUAUAAUUUUUUAUGAACAAACUGCCAAUUUCUCUCUUCGCGAAUGUGUAAUGUAUAGUCCUGCUGCUCUUAAUACAAGUCAUGGGAAAUCAUUGUUCGUAGUUUAUCAAUUAUUAAGAUUAUCUAGAGACUUACACGAUCGUGGUCUUGCAUUGGGAGAAAUUACACUCAGUGACAUAUUGGUCACAGAUAAUUUUACUAUUAAGGUACUGCCAAAGUUAAGUGAUAAUAUUUAUCUAAAACCUGAAAAUGAAUGUCCUACUAUCUCUCAAGACAGUAAAGAGAAAAAUCCCAGUAACAAUACUUAUAGUAAAAAAGAUAGCAUAUCUCAUUCAAAUAAUAGUGACUUUGGUUUAAAUGAAAGUAUUGAGAAAUUGUGUGAGAUGUGGGUGUAUAAUUGUAUUAGCAAUUUUGAUUAUUUGACUGCGCUCAAUAAUUUGGCUGGUAGAAGAUAUGGCGAUCCUAGCUGUCAUCAUGUUAUGCCCUGGGUAACGGAUUUCACGUUGAGAAACGGCGGCAAUUGGAGAGAUUACAAAUCGAAAUUUCGAUUAAAUAAAGGAGACAGACAAUUAGAUCUCACAUUUGAUUCGCAAUCAACUGAGGUUGGACAUCAUGUUUCUGAUGUUUUGUCAGAGAUCACAUAUUAUAUAUAUCUUUCACGUCGGUAUAAUAAGUCUGUGCUUUGUAAACAUGUACGACCAUUAUGGGUACCUGGAGAAUAUCCAGCCUCAAUUCAGAGAUUACACGAUUGGAGUCCUGAUGAAUGUAUACCACAGUUCUUUACCGAUCCCAGUGUUUUUAAGUCCAUCCACGAAGAUUUGCCAGAUUUAGAAAUUCCAGCAUGGGCAACUUCUCCAGAGGAUUUUAUUGAAAAACAUAGAGAAGCAUUGGAAAGCUUUUAUGUUUCAGAAAGAUUACAUCACUGGAUAGACUUGACUUUUGGUUAUAAAUUGUCUGGUUUUGCUGCCGUAAAAUCGAAAAAUGUUUGUCUGCAGUUAGUCGAUAAUCAUACCGGUUUGACUAAUUCUGGAGUUGUACAACUUUUUACACAACCACAUCCACAAAAAAUCAUUCCAUCUCCUUAUUGGGGUAAAGUACCACCGCGUCUUAGAUCGACAUUCUUGACCAAUAAAGCUAAAUGUGAUCAACCUGCAAAUAGAAUCAGUGAUGAUGAGGGCCAUAGUUCUGGAAUCGAGGAAGAAGAGUCACCUGCUACAGCAACAAAUGCAUCGAGAUCAUCGCCUCUAGUACUGAGUCGCUUGUUGAGUCGUUCUAGAGGUUCUUUGCUUUCGGAGGAUAACGUUAAAUCGGAUAAAUCCGUUAAUCAGCCUAUUAUUCUGCCGAAGGAUUUUAAUCCCGUCGCGGCGAUCGUACAACUAGAAACUAUGCAUGCUUUCAUGAAUAAGAUCAAUCAUCAAGUCUACAAGCCUGUAGUGGGAUCGCACGAUCUUUCCACAAAUUAUAAACAGAUUGUGGCUAGCGGUCGCAUCAAAGAGCAACAGAUACUCGGUUGUCUGAUGGUGGAGAUAUUUCUAGCCGGUAAAUUUCGCGCGACCUGGAACAUUGAAAGGAUGUCGUUCGCGCAAAGAUUUGCGACGUGUCUAAACAUUUUGAAGACAUCGUCGGAUAAUUUACCAAAGUGUAUAAAAAAUAUCGUGUCUCUAUUACUUCAAAUUGACAUUAUGCCAAAGAGUUAUAAUAUAGGUAACGUAGAGACGAAUGACAUUUCAAUGGUGAACGACGAGAUUCCUUUUCGUUAUCCAACGAUAACACACAUGGGUCUUCCGCCACCAUCCGCGCAUCAGUUUCUUCAACCAAUCUUAUCCGGGAGUCUGUUCCCAUUCUCCAAAUACUGUCAAUACUUGUACAACAUUGUGGAAAUGUUGCAAGAAUAUAACGGUUUGAUACGUGAAUUAAAUUCUAUCGUGAGGACCGAGGAUGAUAUAGAUUUUGCGAUUAAAACAAAGACAAAGUAUCUGUGCAAAAUUAGCGAGUGUAAAGUAAAGGCGAUCGCUAGAGAACUCGAACGAUUGUUACCUCACGCCGGUAGUGCGAGAGAAGCCACCUUACAAUUGAUAGUUCCUCAUAUAGUGCAAAUUAUGGAAGAACCUUACAGCGCAGUAUUGUCAGUGUGGUAUCUUUUUGAUCCUAUUGCAAAAACUUUGGGACCGAAGGAUACAGCUGAUACAUUUCUUUCACCCAUCACAAAAUUAUAUGAGAAUGGUUCCAUCAUGGAUAUCGCAUUAUACGACGAUAUACUAUCCGCGGGAACGCUCGCAAAAUUUCGAACUACACGGCUGUAUCACAGAACAUUUCUGCUCAAGCUGAUAGUCAGAUUAGGGCUACGCAGAUUUCUAGACAACUUUGUGAAUCCUCUGGUGGAAGCGGUAGGAGGAUACAAAGAUUACAUACAGGGAUCCCCUGGUACAUGCACACAUAGAACUGGAAAUUUAAAGAGCUGCGACUUGAGUGGACCCUGCAGUGAAGGGGAAGGAGUUUUAUCUCCCUUAGAUGAGGAUUCAUUCGCGGAUACUGAACAUAAUGUUUCUUCAUCUUUCGGACCAACGAGCAACGAUCACGUAUCUAAUGUAACGAUGGAUAAUGACGUUGAAGAAGUAUUUACUAUGGAACCAGAAGAUAAUGCGUGGAUAUCAUUAAAUAAUACUAUGCCAUAUGAUAUCGACUUACACAUAGAUCUCAAUUUGAAUGCUAGCGAGGACUUGAAUGAUGAUAAGGAAAGCAAAAAUUCGCCAAGCGGCUCCGUAAAGUCGCCAACGAUUCCAAUACCGAAACAAUCAAGCAUAGGCGGACCUAAAUCAGUAACUGAAUUUAAUAGUAUCGGCUGCAACGUAGGUAGUAAAACUUCGAGCGAAGAUUUCACUUACGUUAGCACUUACGGCGCAAAUAUCCAUUCCGGUAGUAAUCUUUCCGAGAAUGUGUCCGGCUUGGUAGAAGCCAAGGAAGACAUUUGUGUCUCCACCGAUCUCGAGAACAAACGACAGGUUACCGAAUCAGAUGAAGAGUCCCUGCAUCAUCAAUUGGACAUUUAUCGAAGAUCCACUCCGAGCGAGUGUACAAUUUCCGAGAUGAGCGCGGAGUCCGUAAUUUGGCUGUCCCACAGACUCGGCCCGGUACUCACGGCUCGGCAUUUGUCACGAAAUCUUCUGCGAAUGUUGACGUUAUGUUAUGCUGGGAAGGAAAAUCUAACGUCGGUCGACGACAAUAAUUUUAUGUGUCUAGAGGGUGGCGUUGCGUGGAGGAAAUCGCUGUUGGCCGGUGACCGAAAUGCCGUUAAAGUCCUAGAAUGUCUCACAGCUAUCGCAGGAUUAUACGGAGAACAAAUUAUACUGUUGCAAUAUUUCGCUCACGUGGUUGAGUUGUUGGCGCUGUGCAAGAGAAAAUUGACGCAAAAUUUGGAAGGUGGCUUAAUUUCUUGCCUGGCUCUGUUGAAUCACAUUACGACGUAUCUCAGUGACUCUACUGUGAUGGAUGUACUUCAUGAACCGAUUGUCAAAUCCAUCCUGCAUCCUACAGUUCGCAUACUGUCGACCGCGAGAUUUACAUUUCCAAACGGAGUGCUUGCGCGCCUCGCCCUGGCCGAAAAAUGCCUGGAAGCGAUGCUCGCUCUUAGCUUACGUCUCGGCAGUGUAAUUACGAAGAAUCAUUUGGCAGUGCCGAUUCAGCGUUUCUUUCUGGCUUUCGACAAAGCCUUUAAUGAGAAUUCGAGCACCGAGGGUCCAUCGAAUAAUCUUGGACAAAAGAACGCAACUUACGAACUCUGUACACGAACGAAGACUACAAAUGAAGGUGGAUUGGAACCCAUGUAUGGAAACAAACUUGAUGCAGAUGUUGCGGAUUCCUAUUCUCCUCCGGUAUUGGAAAAUAGCGACGUGCCAGACUUGCAAAGGAAUAGAGCAUUUGAAGAAUUACGAGCCGUAUUCACUGCAGAAUUUGCUCAUAAAGCGUACAUGCUCUUUUAUAGAUGCGUCGACAGUGAGAUAAUGGAGCAGAUACUUAAAAAUCACGACCGUAUAAAAGAAUUGUGUCACGAUUAUGAGCAGGGAAUAAAAACGACCUUUCCAAAUACUGAUAACGCAGACAGAUAUAAUACAUCCGUGACUUCCGUGGAUGUGACGGAAAAUGUGGAAUUGGUCGAUAAAGACGUUUGUAGUUUCGGAAAUAUAUCUGUGAUAGGAAAUAGAUUCGAGAUACAGAAAGACGACGCUAGAUCUCAAUCGACGGCGACGGAAGCGAGUGUCACUGCCGGUCGCGAGGCAACUUGUCCGUCAUCCGCUGGCAGACAGUUGCGUGGUAACUGGUUAGCUUAUUGGGAACAUGAGAUAGGAAGGCCGGAGAAAGAUGCAGCAUUUAAUAUAAAGCAGAUAAAGCUUCAGACUUUCAGCGGACAUACAAAUACCAUAAGAUGUCUAUACGUGCUAGACAACGAGAACAGUUUUAUGAGCGGUGGCAGAGACAAGACUGUAAAGUUAUGGAGUUUGCGAAGCCAAGGUGAUGGAAGUACAGUCUCGUCAUGUCAAUACACAUAUAUUGGACAUAAAAAGUCUAUUCUUUCACUUACAUUCCUGGAAUCCUUGAGAUAUGCAGUUACGUGCGAUGGUGGAAUUCAUUGUUGGGAUCCUUUUAUGGGCUCGCUUCUGGGAUGUCCGGAAAGUAGUCGUCCCGUUUUUGUAAAUACUUUAGCUUCGAGUCCCUCUCCAUCAACGACUCUUCUCGUGGGAACAACAGACAUUACCCUUAGAGUCAUCGAUUGUAGGACAUUCCAGUACGUUAAUGAAAUGAAAGUUUCUAUGAAUCCAACUGGUUUAAUAAGAUGUAUCGCGGUUGCACCGAGCGGCAACUGGGUUGCGCUGGGUCAGACAUCGGGCUUCCUGACGAUACUCGAUACUCGCACCGGUUUGAUUAUCGCGUCUUGGAAAGGACACGAGUGCGAGAUACUGCAGUUGGAAGCGAUAAACGAAACUACUAUAGUUAGUUCCUCAUUAGAUCAAACAAUUGCUGUGUGGAGCGCAGUGGAUGGAAAACUUAAAUUUCAUAUGAAAGGGGCAACAGAACCUGUUCACUGCAUGGCGAUGCAUGAACAAGAAUUAGUAAUAGGCACGACAGCGAAUCGAAUCGGCGUUUAUACCGCUGUAGAAAUGACCACUUCGUUUUCCUCAUCCAAAUUGAGAUCCGACGCCUUCAAAGGUGUUCUUACUGCCAUGGCUGUCCUUCCUCUCAAUCGAUUACUGUUAUUAGGCGCUGACAAUGGUGGAAUAACACUCUUGUGUUGAAUUUACGAGAUAUGUACAAAACAUGCAAGUCACUGGAACAUUAUUAAAUAUAAUGUAAACAACCAGUAAAAUGUAAUCGUGCAAUAAUUGGAUGGAAUGCACGAUAAACUUACUGCUAUAUGAUAAAUUCCAUUUUUACAAUUAUAUAUCAAAGGAUUCUUUUUUUAUACACAAAUAAUAUCUGUUCUGGUCGCUAUCACUUUGAGAGCAAGUUCAGGAGACAUCUUAUGCACACCAACAUCUGCUAAAACUUCUGUCAAUGUAGCUUUAUCGUUAUUAUUUAACGCUUCUUGAAGCAGUAUUGCUGAGCCGAUUAAAAUAUUUAAAAGUA